AUGAGCUCCUCAUCUGCCUAUCUUCGCCAGGUCGGCAUUCACAGGAACCUCCCGACAUUCAAUGAGUCUAUCACGGGACUCACUGCCAUUAUUACUGGAGCAAAUGGCAUUUCUGGCUUCAAUACCAUGCGCGCCCUUCUCGACAGCCCUCAGCGAUGGCAGACAAUAUACGGUCUUUCGCGUAGACCUCCGCCCGAGUCUAUGAUGGCCUUGUUAUCACAUGAAGCCCGAUCCCGUAUUAAAAUAGUCACCUGCGACUUCCUUGACGGCCCUGCUUUGAUUGCAAAGAGCAUGAAGCUGGCAGGCGUCCGCGCUGAUUACGUCUUCUACUACUCUUACAUCCACAAAGAUUGGUCUGAAGCCGAAGCUCUCGUCAAGAGCAACGUUCUUCUACUGAAGAACUUUCUGGAGGCUCUCGAAGUUGCGGAUAUCAGGCCUGCCCGCUUCAUUCUCCAGACUGGUGGCAAGAACUACGGGACGCAGAUUGGUCGCGCGCGCACACCGCAACUCGAGUCAGACCCGCAGCCAAGGCACCUUGCUCCCAACUUCUACUAUCCUCAAGAAGACCUUCUUAAGUCCUACUGCGAGAAGCAAGGCACAUCGUGGAAUGUUAUCAGACCUGCUGCGGUCAUCGGUGCGUCAACACAUGCCGCGAUGAACAUGUUUUACCCAUUCGCCGUUUACGCCGCGGUGCAAGCUCGUAAGGGCGAACCACUGUUCUUUGGAGGCGAUUGGGAGCAGUGGCAGUAUGAGUACCACCAUUGCUCAGCGCGAAUGACGGGUUACCUAACUGAGUGGGCGGCAUUGGAGAAGCAUUGCGGCAACGAGGCUUUCAACUCCAAUGACGGAGGUCCUCUGACAUACGAACGAUUCUUUACCGAGCUGGCGUCCUGGUUUGGGGCCAAGGGCGUAGUCCCUCCACCGGAUGACGAUUCUAAGAUGGAGACGAUUGGGAUGGGAUGCGGAGGCAAGGAAUCACCAUUGGGCUACGGACCGCCUAUGUUUGGCAAGUCGAGCUUUAGCUUCUUGGACUGGGCCAACGAGGAGGAGAAUGCCGCGGCCUGGCGCGAUAUUAUGAUGGAGUCGGGAGGUAAAAUCACACAUGAUCCCUUCGAAGAUACUGAGUCCUUCUACAUGUUGAAAUGGGCCUAUCACCGUUUCGGAAGCGUUUGCUUGAAUAAGGCAAGGAGAUACGGCUGGACCGGCUUUGUUGAUACCAUGGAAAGUAUCUUUGAGAUGUACAAGGAGAUGAGCAAGCUUGGUACUCUCCCGCCUAUGCAGGUGGAGUCUGCUCACCCAUUGUGUUAA
This is a messenger RNA of Colletotrichum spaethianum, 1308 nucleotides long. RefSeq names its product short chain dehydrogenase sirQ. The record is from RefSeq and is a predicted model, not a curated record. Bases 1 to 1308 code for a protein of 435 amino acids. NCBI's taxonomy places the organism in Eukaryota, Fungi, Ascomycota, Sordariomycetes, Glomerellales, Glomerellaceae. The transcript has a single exon.